UCAUUCCUCUUUCCCAUCGUUCUUUACAACUCCACCUAUUCCCUCUCUCUCUCUCUCUCUCUCUCUCUCUUCCGCCAUUAAAACUCUGCUAUCAAGGCUUUCCAUUGUCACAAACUCAAACUAUUCUUUACAGCUUAGUAGAACAGCCUCUCAAACUAUCGAUUGCGGAAGCAGCCCAUUAAGAUGGCCUUAGAGGAGUAUCUUCAUGAUGGCUUUUCUCAGAACAACUCUGUUGAAGAAACUAAAUCAUCAUGCGAGAAGUGGAAAUCUUUUUCAGAUGAUCUAGAUAACAACCCUUCAACGGGCUUUGACUGCAAUAUCUGCUUAGACACAGUUCAUGAUCCAGUGGUCACUCUUUGUGGCCACCUCUAUUGCUGGCCCUGCAUAUACAAAUGGUUUCAUUUCCAAAGCAUUUCUUUUGAGAAAGAAGAACAGCAGCCACAGCCACAGUGUCCUGUUUGCAAAGCCGAAGUCUCUCAGAGCUCUUUAGUCCCUCUGUACGGCAGGGGCCAAACCAAUAAACCCUCUAAAGGCAGGGCUCCAAAUCUUGGUAUAGUAAUACCGAGAAGACCUCUUGCUCCCUUUUGUGGGAUUGACUCUCCAAGAACUACUAGUACAAGCCCAUACAUGAGUAAUCCGCAAGUUUAUCAACGUGGUUAUCCUAAUCAAAACAGCCCUCACCGAGGUGGCUAUACUGCACCGAUGCUAACCCCUGGUAGCACGGUUGCCAACUUGUUUGAUCCCACUGUUGGGAUUUUUGGCGAAAUGAUUUACGCUAGGGUGUUUGGAAACUCGAUUACAAAUUUGUAUACCUAUCCCAAUUCUUACCAUCUUGUGGGAAGUGCUAGUCCAAGAAUUAGAAGGCUUGUAAUGCAAGCUGAUAGGUCACUCAACAGAAUCAGUUUUUUCCUUUUUUGUUGCUUAGUUUUGUGCCUCCUUUUGUUUUGAGAACACUUAUGUUUUUGUCUCUCUCGCACAUAGUACACAUUUAAUGUAAAAUUUAAGAGUAAAAGAAUACGGAAUGAAAGAACGGGAUUCCAUUCUUCA
Humulus lupulus (European hop) is the source of this 1047-nucleotide messenger RNA. RefSeq names its product E3 ubiquitin-protein ligase RMA1H1-like. The coding region runs from base 184 to 948 and encodes 254 amino acids. Gene Ontology annotation, cellular component: endoplasmic reticulum. NCBI's taxonomy places the organism in Eukaryota, Viridiplantae, Streptophyta, Magnoliopsida, Rosales, Cannabaceae. The record is from RefSeq and is a predicted model, not a curated record. Gene Ontology annotation, molecular function: ubiquitin protein ligase activity; ubiquitin-like protein conjugating enzyme binding. Gene Ontology annotation, biological process: ubiquitin-dependent protein catabolic process. The transcript is spliced from 2 exons.